Molecule: messenger RNA, 735 nt
Organism: Rhododendron vialii
Lineage: Eukaryota; Viridiplantae; Streptophyta; Magnoliopsida; Ericales; Ericaceae
Product: protein MAIN-LIKE 1-like
Exons: 3
Coding region: 1-735 (244 amino acids)
Source: RefSeq, a predicted model, not a curated record
AUGGAGAAGCUCCUGACGGACAAGGCACAGGAGGAGCAGAUGGCGAGGUGCUUUUUGCUAUACAUGCUCGGUGCGUCCCUGUUUCCCAACAGGCGCAACCGAGUACGCAUUUCGCUCUUGCCAGCCUUGAGGGACGUUGGGGAGAUUGCCCGUUUUGACUGGGGAGGUGCAGCACUGGGGACGUGCUAUGCCUUCAUGGGAUCUCUCUCCCGAUGGGCAGGAGUGAGCCUCGGUGGGUAUUGGAGAGUCUGGGAGCUUUGGACGUACGAGGUACUAGGCAUGUACCCUCCCGAGACCACGUGCCCGGAUGACACAAUACUCCCUCGAGCCUUACGCUGGUCAAAGGAGUAUAGAGGGGUGAAGAAGGGAAAGGGCAAUCUAAAUGCCUUCCGUCUCUUUCUGAACGAGUUGCGUCUUGACCAGGUCUACUGGCGGAUCUGGGAUCGCUUCGAGGUCCCUUACGUCGCGCGGAGCAGGGAGGUGAUGAGGGGGAGAGUGCUUCUCGAGUCCCCUUACGACUGGCAGUGGUACUUGGGUGACCUGGUAUCACGUCAGUCGCUGAGGCUGGAUGCUUUUCGAGUCCCUGGGCCACUCCUUCCUUUAGUGCAGAGGACGAGUCAGUACACUCGGGGAGAGUUUGAGUGGUUCACGAGACUAGACCCUAAGCUAGAGCCGUUCUUUCAGGCGGGCGCUGGUUGUACUGCUGACUACACUGAGUACAGGCUCGGUACCUAA